Molecule: messenger RNA, 1603 nt
Organism: Daucus carota subsp. sativus
Lineage: Eukaryota; Viridiplantae; Streptophyta; Magnoliopsida; Apiales; Apiaceae
Product: oleoyl-acyl carrier protein thioesterase, chloroplastic
Exons: 7
Coding region: 250-1389 (379 amino acids)
Biological process (GO): fatty acid biosynthetic process
Molecular function (GO): fatty acyl-[ACP] hydrolase activity; acyl carrier activity
Source: RefSeq, a predicted model, not a curated record
AGGAGAGUGACAAAUUAGGUUGGUCAAAAGUAGUAGCCCACUUCAGUCUAGAAACUACUCCUCGCCUCGAUUUCAUCGACGCCACCAUCUGGGACACACUCACACACAUUAACACAUACAAGUGUCCAAUUCUCUGCCCAAGUCUUUGUGUUCUAAACCACUUUACUUUUCAUCUCUCUCCCUCUCUCUCUCUCUCUCUCUCGCUCUCUCUCCCGGUUUAUUACAGUGUUUACAUAGGUCUUGAUUAGUAUGUUGCUUAAAAGUGUUUUAACCACAGCUUAUAAUGUGGAUCAUUGGAGGGCAUCGGAUCAAUGUCGUUUCUUGAGCCCAGAUUCGAUCUCGAUUCGCCGCCGGACACCCAUUUCGCGGUGGCGAUCCCCGACUUUUUCGGGGAAUUACGCGAAUGGGGUGAAUGCGCAGGUGUUGGGGGUUAAGAAGGAGAUGGAGAGGGAGAGAGAGGGAGAGAAGACUAGCUUGGCGGAGAAAUUGAGGUUGGGGAGCUUGACUGAAGAUGGCUUGUCUUAUAAGGAGAAGUUUAUUGUGAGGUGUUAUGAGGUUGGGAUUAAUAAGACUGCUACUGUUGAAACCAUUGCUAAUCUCCUCCAGGAGGUUGGAGGCAAUCAUGCACAGAGUGUUGGAUUUUCAACUGAUGGAUUCGCAACUACACCCACUAUGAGAAAAAUGCACCUAAUAUGGGUGACUGCGCGGAUGCACAUUGAAAUCUACAGAUAUCCUGCUUGGAGCGACGUGGUUGAGAUAGAGACUUGGUGCCAAAGUGAGGGUAGAAUCGGGACUAGACGCGAUUGGAUCAUUAAGGACUUUGCAACUGAUGAAGUUAUUGGGAGAGCUACUAGCAAGUGGGUGAUGAUGAACCAAGAUACUAGACGGCUUCAGAAAGUCAGUGAUGAUGUUCGAGAUGAAUAUUUAGUUUUCUGCCCCAAAACACCAAGAUUAUCAUUUCCUGAAGAGAAUAAUAAAAGCAUGAAGAAAAUAUCAAAACUGGAAGAUCCUGCUCAGCAUUCUAGGCUAGGACUGUCGCCAAGAAGAGCUGAUCUGGACAUGAACCAGCAUGUAAACAAUGUUGCCUACAUUGGAUGGGUUCUUGAGAGCAUUCCCAAGGAAGUCCUUUAUACGCAUGAGCUGGAAACCAUAACUUUGGAUUAUAGACGUGAAUGCCAGCAUGACGAUGUUGUUGAUUCUCUUACUAGUCCGGAGCCAGACGAGGAUACUGCAGUGACAAAGGUUAUAGGAACUAAUGGUCAUGCUGCAGCAGUAACAGAAGCCAAGGAUGACUCGCUCAAGUUCUUGCAUUUUUUGAGAGUGUCAGGUCAAGGGCUCGAAAUAAACAGGGGUCGUACAGAGUGGAGAAAGAAAUCAGAAAAAAGAUGAGCUUAAGCUUAUUAAGUUUCAGAAUUCCCCUAUUCUUGUGGUCGUUCCAUAUCUCUUUUAAACAUCUUGGUGUUGUCUAGAGGAAUUUUUGUUUAGAUAUGUUCCCUUGUUAGGAGCUAUCUAAUUUGUUCAUGUAAAAUGUUGUGUUUUGGGUAUCUGUUUUACUGAAUAAGCAACCUAUUACAUAAUAUUAGUAUUAGAAGUUAAAAGUUUA